This is a messenger RNA of Perca flavescens (yellow perch), 1490 nucleotides long. It is a transcript of the gene ovol1a, whose product is annotated as ovo-like zinc finger 1a. Gene Ontology annotation, cellular component: nucleus. Lineage: Eukaryota; Metazoa; Chordata; Actinopteri; Perciformes; Percidae. Bases 128 to 1159 code for a protein of 343 amino acids. The record is from RefSeq and is a predicted model, not a curated record. The transcript is spliced from 5 exons. Gene Ontology annotation, molecular function: RNA polymerase II cis-regulatory region sequence-specific DNA binding; DNA-binding transcription factor activity, RNA polymerase II-specific. Gene Ontology annotation, biological process: regulation of transcription by RNA polymerase II; epidermal cell differentiation.
CAAGGAGAAGGGGACCGACACCUUCCAUUUUUUUCUGCCACUUUGGAACUUUUUUGUGGACUUUACGUCGUGGAAAAUCGACUUCACUGAAUACCUACAUAAAAAAAGCCCUGCGUGUUAAUUAAGCAUGCCGAGAGCCUUUCUGGUAAAAAAGUCGAAUGUUUCGCCGGGAAAGCGGAACUGGAGCGAGCUGCCUGAUCAUGAGCGAGGGGACGUCUACAUCCCAGUCUCCAUCUUCCCUCCGACCGCCCUGAUGAUGGAGGCCGAAGCCAGCCUUGCCGAGACGACGCCGCUCUGCCUCUCCAAGCGCUCCGUCUCCGACGCGCAGACACACGCCGAGCUGCCGUCCAGCACGAUGCUGGGCCGACCGCAGAGCCCGCCGCCUUCGCCGGAGCAGAGGUCCGAUGUCAGGAGGAGUUCGCAGGGCAGCUCUACAUACGUCCGCUCCAAAAUCAAGGUGACUACAGGCGAGUUACCGCCCGACCCAGCUCUUCUUCCUCUCUCUCUUCCUCCCAUUCCCGCCCCACCAGCUCCAACUCCGACUCCAACUCCAACUCCAACUCCAACUCCGAACGCCACUGUGAUGCCAGUUGCCUUGACGACAAGCCCCGACCCCAGGGAAGUGGUCUCCAUGGUGACCAGAUCAGCAGGUCAUACUCAGAGAUCACAAUCGGGGGCAACGGCGGCGUUUGUGUGCCAGGUUUGCCAGAAGACCUUCCAGUACCAGCGCAUGUUAAACAGACAUCUCAAGUGUCACAACGACACCAAGAGGCACCCGUGCAGCUUCUGUGGCAAAGGCUUCAACGACACCUUUGACCUGAAGAGACACGUACGCACACAUACAGGAGUCCGUCCCUACAAGUGCACGCUCUGCGAAAAGGCCUUCACCCAGCGCUGCUCCCUGGAGUCCCACAUGAAGAAGAUCCACAGCGUCACGCAGAAGUACGCCUACAAGGAGCGGCGCAACAAGCUGUACGUCUGCGAGGAGUGCGGCCUCACGUCGGGAUCUCAGGAGGAGCUGGUGAUCCACCUCCACUCGCUUCACCCCGACAGCGCGCUGCUGAAGGGGAAGGCCGCGAGGAGAGCCGGCGGAGGAUCGUCCCCAGGCUCCGCCCACGGAGCUGACAGUGAUGAUACCACUGGAUCGGCGGGGCAGUAGAGAGGGGGGGAGGGGAACCCGGAAGCUCAUCAAAUGACAAACUCUGUACAUUUGGACAUAUAAGUGAAGUGAUGCAAGGACAGGUGGAUGCCAAUUUAAAUAUCAGUGGGGAAAGUACAGUAAAUGUCUGUAUAUGUGUGUGUAAAUGUAUGUGUGUAUGGAUUUGGGUAUCUGUAGAUAUCACACCUUAAACCUUAAAUUAAAUAAUGCAAGGCCAAGCCUCUCUUUACAUGUAUAUUUUGCUCAUUAACGGCUCAUGACAAUACCGACAUGUUUUUCUUCAUCUGUAUUGCGUGUGAAUAUUUCCUAUGGGUGUGUCUCUGUACAGCAA